AUGGCGAAAAUUGUUCGAGUUUCGCAUCCUACCAGAGGAAAAAAAUUAGUACUUGGCGAUUCGGAUUAUGAAUUAUUCUCAAUUUCAGUGAAACAAAAGUUUUUGCUAGAUCCGGAUGCGAAAAUUUCAUUCGAAGAUGAAUACGGCGCAGAAGUGGAUGAAGACAUUUUCCAAUUUUACUGCAUUGACGUUUCAUCUCCUAUGGCCACAGCUGGAAUAAAUUCAUCCCCAGCUUCAAGCGAGACCUCAUUGUUAUUCAUUCAUUUAUUUUUAUUCAACAGCGACUUGUUUAAUUUGCUAGAAUAUCACAUUUCUAAUUUUUUUGAGUUACAGAUAAUUGAGGCACAUAUUCAACAAAAUAAUAAAUUGGAGGAGCUAGUUCGAGAAUCAAUAAUUAACUCUUGUGUCACUGCCCAGGCCUCGUCGACUUUAAUUAAGGAGCUCGUCGCCAAAUUUAUUGAGCUCAAGGGUAUAUCGCCGACGUCAAAGGAUCAGAGAAUAUUUGCUAAAGCAAUUCUUCUCGUUAUUCCUUCGUGGCGCUAUCCUGGAAGUGAUGACGGGACGGAUAUUUUGUUUGACCAAGUUGGACGAGGUGGUCUGAUUCAAGCUAGACUGCGGCACAUCCACAAAUCUAUAAACAAAGAUAAGCCAAAAGCACAAAGGAAGCGAGCGCUACCCAGGACGGAGGAUUCGUCGCUAAAACGUGUCGCUGUCGGAACAGAGGUGGCUGAUAGUUCGACCUUGGAUUCGAUUCGCAAGCUGAGUGGCCUUUGUCCAAAAACGGCUGAAAAUCAAAUAAAACGGCUGAUGCAGGAGACUCUCCAACACCGCUCGAUGUUACGGCAGACACGUCAGCUAGGAAUUCUAAAUACAUACAAUAAGUUUUUAGAAUGUGACUUUCUGAUUAAUUACGAAUUCUCCUUGAUGCAUGAAAAUUCGGUCAAAAAUUUUGUAGAUAUUUGGCCAGCGGGUGCCCCCAAAAUUGUACAAAAGGGACCGGAAGUCUGUAGAACUCCUGCGUUGCAAAAAUUUCUUAUGGAAGAAGCAAAUAACUGGGACAUCAAUAUUUCUGCCCUUUUUACCCUGUUGCACCUGAUUCCACCUGCUCCGCAGGGACAAGGGAGAGGAAGUCGCUCGAAUAUUGGUGACGCCAAAGAACUUUUAGUAUCAUUUUUUAAAAGUGGGACACCGCUUCAAUCAAUUUUGAACACGUGGGCGGAUAAGAAAAGCCAACCAAAUCUAGCUUGUCUUGGGGACAACAAAAAGGACCUUACCUCAUAUUUUAUCGUGUGCGACCGCAAGAUUCUUUCCAUUGCAGCGCUAAAUAGUGCAGAAGCUAUCGACACUUUAUUCAAGUCACACUACGUUUUCGCCACAGAAUACGAUAAGAAUUUGUCUGGAUUAUGGAACUUUAUUCAAGUCUAUUUAUAUAAAUUAGAAUUAGGGACAACUACCCUUCCGCGCAAAGUUAAACAAGUCUACAGUCAACUCGCCAGUAUUUUUGACGUUCACCAAGAUUGUUGAACCGAUUUACAAUGUUCCAAUGCCCGGAAUGCGUUAGGUUAUUUGGUACGGAUUUAGAAAUUAAGAAUCAUUUAAAAUAUAUUCAUGCGUAUAGUCACUUAAAUUUUCAUGCUAUUGCUUGUCCGGGUAUUUCCUGCCUAGUAGAAAUUAGUACAUGGAGUGGGUUACAGAGCCAUCUAAAAACUUUCCACGCUGGUGGAAAUAGUGCCGAAAAUAGUGAACAAUUAGUCGACGACCUCUCAGAGGAACAAGUUGAACCUAGUUCUAGUAAUAUUAUUACAAAAUCUGCCUCUCCAUCUACUGAAAAUUUAGAAAAUUUAGACGAUAUAUCGACCGAAUUCGGAAUAACACUUUUCACGGAUCUACUGCAUGAUUUAUGUUCGUCUUUAUCAGCUAGUGGUGUCAAUAAUUCAAUUGUAGAUUUGGUGAUGAAGGAAAUGAAAUAUAAUUUCUCAGAAAUUUGUAAAUUGAUUUGUAAAAUAGGAUUUAAAUAUCGUAUUAAUGAUUUUGACGCUUUCUCUUGCCAAGUGAAUAGCUUAUUGGCUGCUUUUUGUAAGGCGAAGUCUUCUUAUAACAGGUUAAAAUUGUGUAAAAAAAAAUGAUCAGAUUAUUCUCCCUGUAGAAAUAAGUUUAGGUACCCGUACCGAAAUGCGAAUCCGAAAUAAUAAGCGACAACAAGUAAUUGUCUCAGACACGUUUAUGUAUGUGCCCCUCUUAAAAACCUUAGAAAAAAUACUAAGCUGUCAAGAGUAUACUAAAUAUUUAACUGCCCCUUUGGAUAGACAGAUUAAAAUUUAUGAAAAUUUUAGCGAUACGAAUAGUUACAAAACAAAUGGAUUAUUUUCCAAAAAUCCCAGCGCUCUACAGAUUCAAUUAUUUUACGAUGAUUUCGAAACUGUAAAUCCGUUGGGUAAAAGAGGGGUCCACAAAAUUGGUGCCUUGUUUUUUAUUUUACGUAAUUUUCCUGAUUUUGUAAAUUCACAGUUAAAAAAUAUUCAUCUUCUAGCCUUAUUCUAUUCGGAGGGCGCAAAUAAAUACGGUUACAGAUCGAUUUUUAAUCAUAUUAUACCAGAUAUUAAAAUUUUAGAAACUGAAGGCGUUAAUGUUCUCGGAAGGGGCCAGACAUUUUUUAGAACCAUUUGCGCGCUUGCUCAUGAUAAUCUGGGGGCGAAUUCCUUACUUGGUUUUAUGGAAUCCUUCAGUGCGAAUUAUUAUUGUAGAAUUUGUUGUGUUUCAAAACCUGAUGCUCAAGAAAAAUUUGAUCAUUCGGAAUUUUUGUUAAGAAAUAGGGAAAAUUUACGGGACCAUUUAAAUCACUUGUCACAUGGCGUUGUAGGCAGCUGUCCACUCGAUGAUCUUAAUUUUUAUUCUUUUGUCAAUUCUCCAUCGGUGGAUAUUAUGUAUGAUAUUUUAGAAGGGGUGGUUCCUUUUGAGCUUAAAUUAGUGCUGCAGAGGCUGAUAAGUUUAGGCGGUAUAAGCUUAAAUAUUAUUAAUGAUAGGUUAAUGGUGCAUGAUUAUGGGUUUUUGGAGUCCAAGAAUAAGCCAAGUCCUAUAAAAUUAGAUGGUCAAGGUCAUCGGAUUGGACAAAAAGCGGCUCAAGCAUGGUGCCUUAUCAGAUUUUUGCCUGUAAUUAUCGGCGAUUUGAUUGAAACUGAGGAGCAAAAAAAAUAUUGGAAAUUAGUAAUUGCGUUGCUGACUUGUAUGAGUUACGCCUUCUGCAGAAAAUUUUCUGACACAACAAUUGAAUGUCUAAAAGCCAGCAUAGUCAAGCAUCACAAAUUAUUCAAAGAACUUUUUCCAGAAACUAGACUGAUACCAAAACACCACUUUAUGUGUCAUUACCCUUACAUAAUUCGACAGAGUGGUCCCCUUAUUUCUCUAUGGACGAUGCGAUUUGAGGGGAAGCAUUACUAUUUUUCGCAGUUAGCCAACCGUAAUAGAAACUUCAUUAAUAUUUGUUCAUCUCUUGCCAUGCGGCACCAACAAUACAGUUCCCAUAUGUUUAAAAAUAUUGACCUUCACGAUGGACUUGAAAUAGAUAAUGUGAUAAAGGUUUGUUUAUCAGAACUCGCAGAUUCUUUUGAUAUUAUUGAGUGCUUAAGAUUAAUUAAGGGGUUUGAAUUUUGCUCGGCGGAUACUUUUGUGUAUUGUACUAGCAAAAUCAAAUAUAAAGGAUAUUCUUAUCGAUCAAAUUAUGUAGUGUGUUUUGGAACGGGUCCAAUAUUUCCUAAAUUUGGGAUUAUUUCGGAAUUUCUUGUUAUUCACGAUAAUAAGUGCCUAUUCAUACUCAAAGAGAUGACAGUCGAAUAUUUUGAUUCUCAUUUCUUUGCUUAUAAGGUCCUAAUGGGCGAACAUGUAAUUUUGGUUGAUGUUGAAGAUUUAGUCAUACACGAUUGCAUGGAGAUUCAAAAAAAUUGCAAAGUUGACGGUUUGUUUGUAACGACAAGACACCAUUUGUAAAGACAUACAUAUUUCCGAAUGCGCUAGAAAUUAAUCUUAUCUUAUUCUUAUUAUCUAAGAACCAAUAUAAUUGUAUGAUAAGUAAUAUAUAUAAACAUGUACAUAAUUUAAUUCUUAUAUCUUUGUUUUUGUAAUAUGUAGAAACAUGUGAGAAAAUUUAGUUUCUAAUAAAAGCUCAGUUAAAUAAAUAAAUAAA
Molecule: messenger RNA, 4180 nt
Organism: Folsomia candida
Lineage: Eukaryota; Metazoa; Arthropoda; Collembola; Entomobryomorpha; Isotomidae
Exons: 9
Coding region: 1-1524 (507 amino acids)
Source: RefSeq, a predicted model, not a curated record